Rotaria sordida is the source of this 1215-nucleotide messenger RNA. Lineage: Eukaryota; Metazoa; Rotifera; Eurotatoria; Philodinida; Philodinidae. The record is from the annotation of a GenBank genome assembly.
AUGACAAUUAUUGAUAGGCUUCCAUUGCAUGGGGUUAAAAUCCUUGAUUUAACACGUGUUUUAGCCGGACCUUUUGCUAGUAUGAUAUUGGCUGAUUAUGGUGCAAAUGUAAUUAAAGUUGAAAAACCUGGUCAAGGUGAUGAUACACGAACAUGGGGACCACCAUAUGUUGAAGAUCAAAGUAUAUAUUUUUUAAGUAUUAAUCGAAAUAAACAAAGUAUUGCUAUCGAUAUGAGUCGUCGAGAAGGUCAAACAAUUAUUCGUGAGUUAGCUAAAAAAAGUGAUAUUUUAAUUGAGAAUUAUUUACCUGGACAAUUGAAGAAAUUUGGUCUUGAAUAUAAAGAUCUUCAAUCGAUUAAUGAUAAACUUAUUUAUUGUUCAAUAACAGGUUAUGGAAGUAAAGGACCGUAUUCAAAAAGACCCGGUUAUGAUUUAAUGAUUCAAGCAUUAGGUGGAAUGAUGAGUAUAACAGGAAGUUCAGAACCUGUCAAAACUGGUGUUGCUGUUGUUGAUAUGGCUACUGGUUUAUCAAGUAUUGGAGCUAUUGUGGCUGCUUUAUAUCAACGUGAAAAAACUGGAAAAGGAACAAAAAUUGAAUGUUCAUUACUUGAAACUCAACUUUCUCUUCUAUCACAUCUUGCUGCUAGUUAUUUAAAUGCUGGUUGGGAAUCUCAACGUCAUGGCACAGCUCAUGCAUCUAUCGUUCCUUAUCAAGCAUUUACAUGUCAAGAUGGUGAACGAAUAGUUGUAGGAGCUACAAAUAAUCAGUUUUUUCAUGAACUUUGUGCAAUUACUAAUUUACCUGAACUAACGACAAAUGAUCUAUUUAAAACUAAUGCUCUUCGUGUUGCUAAUAGAGAACAAUUAAUUUCAAUUUUAUCAAAAAAAUUUUUGGAAAAACCAUUAGCUGAAUGGCUUAAACUUUUUAAAAAAUCAAAUAAAAUUCCAUAUGAUCCUAUCAAUAAUAUGAAAGGUGUUUUUGAGAAUGAACAAAUUACUUUUCUUCAACAAGUUCUUGAAAUGAAGAAUCCAAAUAGAACUAAAUCAGUUCAAAUUGUUGGUCCAUCAGUAAAUUUUGAAAAUAUUGAAAAAUCUUCAAUGCUUCGUCAUGCUGCACCAUUACUUGGUGAACACACUCGUUUUAUUCUUCAAACCGAACUUAAAUAUACAAAUGAGCAAAUUGAUAAACUCCUUCAAGAUAAAAUUAUCCAAUAA